AUGGCCACGUUAAACUUUGUGCCAUUCAACUAUGGCUCCGAAACGUGGGAGUCAUAUACCGCCCGUUUUGAAUGUUUCCUGGUCACCCAUGACCUCACCGAGCUGACGGAUGAAAGGAAAUGCGCAUUUUUCCUGUCAGUAUGCGGCACAGACGUGUUCCACACUGCCAGGGCUCUCACAGCCCCUGAACCUCUCAAGGCCGUGCCAUGGCCUGUCCUGAUGGCAAAGCUGACGAGCCAUUACGCCCCGUCCCCGUCCAAGAUAGCCCACCGACACGCAUUCCAUCAACGCAGCCAAGCCGAGGGAGAGUCAGUCAGCGCCUAUGUCGCCGCCCUGAGAUCGGCGAACGCCAAUCAGGGCCCAUCAUGCCACAAUCUGCAGAAAAAGAUUCAGCUGACUGUCAACAUUGAAGGGAGGCCCUGUGAAAUGGAGCUGGACACCGGCUCCGCUACGUCCAUUGUGUCCUGGAGCACGAUUAAACGCCUUUUGCCCCAGCUAUCAAAGCGCCAACUACAAGACUGUAACCUGACAUUACGAGGCUAUCAGGGAAACCUGAUUCCAGUGAUUGGCACCUGCAGGGUCAGAGUGCAGUUUAAGGGGUUCGAUGGCCGGUUACCCCUCAUCAUAGUCGAGGGCCGGUUGCCCAGCCUUCUCGGCCUCGACUGGUUCCAGUCCCUCGGCCUUCAGAUCAGCGGCAUCAACCACCUAAGCACGUCGGCCCUAGACUGCCUAGUCAACGAGUUCCCUGCCAUGUUUGAUGGCACCCUUGGCAAAUACACUGGCACACCCGUGUCAUUCAACCUCGACCCAUCCGUGCAACCGGUGCGAAUGAAACCACGCCGAGUACCCAUCGCGCUCAAGCCGAAAGUAGACGCCGAGCUAGAUAAGCUCGUGGCUCAAGGCGUCCUGGAGCCAGUGGACCAUGCGCGAUGGGAAACACCCAUCGUGUUGCCAAUCAAACCAGACGGCAGUGUAAGGAUUUGCGCAGACUACCACUGCUCUAUCAACCGCGCUCUGCCCUCCAAUGCGUACCUGGUGCCAGUGGUUCAGCACCUUCUCCACACCUUGGGCGAGAGAUCUAUCUUCGCAAAGUUAGACCUCGCCCAAGCCUACCAACAGCUAGUGGUGGACGAUGAGGCAGCUGAGGCGCAAAUGAUUGUCACGCACCGGGGCGCAUUCCGCUGCCACAGAUUACAGUUUGGGGUCAGCAUCGCCCCAGGACUUUUCCAGAGUUUGAUGGAGAGGCUGCUCCAAGGACUCCGAGGCGUCAUCCCUUAUUUUGACGACGUUCUCGUAUCUGCAGCCUCCCUCGAUGAACUCAUGGCCCGCCUGCGGGAGGUUCUCAGCAAGUUCCAACAAGUGGGACUCAAGGUCAAAAGAGACAAGUGCCAGAUUGCGGUGCCCCAGAUAGAAUUCCUAGGCUUCCUCAUUGAUGGCAGUGGCAUUCACCCUACGGCUGCUAAGACCAAGGCUAUUGUGGAAACCCCUGCACCUACCAAUAGAGCUGAAUUACAGGCCUUUUUAGGCCUACUCAACUUCUAUGCUGUGUUCCUGCCGCAUAAGGCAUCUGUAGCUGAGCCACUUCACCGCCUCCUUGACUCAGGCGCGGCCUGGGUUUGGGGCCGCCGGGAAGCCUCUGCAUUCCUGGCGGUUAAACACCUCCUCAUCUCCAACGACGUCCUCGUCCAAUAUAGUGAGCACUUGCCCCUCGUGCUCGCUUGCGACGCUUCACCCUACGGGGUAGGCGCUGUCCUCUGCCACCAGCUACCCAGUGGGGUGGAGGUGCCCGUAGCCUUUUUCUCCCAUACCCUAUCUGCCUCCGAACGCAAUUACGCCCAAAUCGAUAAGGAGGCUCUUGCCAUUGUAGCCGGGGUACGGCGUUUUCACCAUUACUUAUAUGGCCGGCCUUUUAUGAUUGUCACCAACCACAAGCCGCUGCUCGGUUUGCUGGCCGGCGACCGCCCUGCCCCGCAAGUUCUCUCUCCGUGGAUGACACGCUGGUUUGUUUUCCUUGCCUCCUAUGAGUACCAGCUGCACCAUCACCCGGGGAAGCAGAUCACCCAUGCCGACGCACUCAGCCGUUGCCCCCUGCCGGAGGCCCCUGAAGACCCUGCUGCUCUCGCCCCAGUAUUCCUGAUUGACGACCUCAACUUGCCAACUUCUGCUGCCGACAUCGCCCGGUUGUCCGCAAGGGAGCAGGUAAUUUCCCGGGUGCUAGACUGGGUUAGGCGAGGGUGGCCAAAAGACCCCGUGGAUCCUGUUUUCCUGCCCUUCAAGUCCCGCCUGACAGAGCUGUCUGUUCAGCGCAGCUGCCUGCUCUGGGGCCACCGAGUAGUGGUGCCGGCCUCACUGAGGACUACCGUCCUGCAGCAACUACAUCAGGCCCACCCCGGCAUCACCCAGAUGAAGGCCCUGGGCUGUAGUUAUGUAUGGUGUCCUAAACUUGACCAGGACAUAGCCGCCCAUGUCGCGGGGUGCCCACAAUGCCAGAGCACCCAGGCUUUGCCUCCCAAAGCCGAGCCCCGUACUUGGGAACCGCCAUCCUCACCCUGGUCCCGGGUGCACGUCGACUUUGCGGGCCCCAUGCUUUUCAUUGCUGUGGACGCCUUCUCGAA
Thamnophis sirtalis is the source of this 2615-nucleotide messenger RNA. Lineage: Eukaryota; Metazoa; Chordata; Lepidosauria; Squamata; Natricidae. The record is from RefSeq and is a predicted model, not a curated record.